Molecule: messenger RNA, 2226 nt
Organism: Alternaria viburni
Lineage: Eukaryota; Fungi; Ascomycota; Dothideomycetes; Pleosporales; Pleosporaceae
Exons: 5
Coding region: 1-2226 (741 amino acids)
Source: RefSeq, a predicted model, not a curated record
AUGGGAUGUUGCAACUUGUUCAGGUUUUCCCGUCGAAAGGAUCGAGAGAAGCCUGGGACACCGGCACUACAAGUCGCUGUGGCCACCAGUGACGACUUGCAGGAGAAGCGGAGCGAGGAGGGGCCGAAAACCUCCUCCACGACGGAUGUACAGUCAACGAGCACCAGCACCCCAGAACUGGUAGCGGAAAGCUUACCCGGACGUCUAUGGAACCUGGCAUACGACCAGCUCAAAUCAAAGGAUCCGAAAUUGAUCGAACACUAUGAGGGCAUCCUUUCAAGCCAAAUCGGUGGACAAGAGCUUAAGGCCGUGGACCUCGAUACACAGAUCAACAACAUCAGCUCAGGGCAGCCAAGAUCACUGCAGAUGCGACAGCUCGUUGACUCUGGAUUGCUCAGGACGGAGAAGGCAGCUGCGACUAACGAAGCACUCGCGCAAGGCCUGCAGGUGUUCAAUGUCGUCAAGGAUAGCGUCGCAACAGCUACCAGAGCUUCUCCAGAAGCUUCUAUAGCUUGGGUACCGAUCUGCCUUGCUCUUGAUAUACUUAUGAAUCCACUCACCCAACAGUCUUCUAAUAGAGAUGGAAUCGCUUACGUCGUAUCGAGGAUGGAUUGGUACUGGCAUCUAGCUGAUCUUCUCCUAGAGAGAAACCAAGAAGCCCGACGAUCGCAGCCGCUGCAAGAUCAACUCGAGAAGAAUCUCGUCGACCUUUACACUCGUCUUCUGGCAUACCAGAUCAAAAGUAUCAUUACAUACCAUCGCAAACGUGGCACUGUUUUUGCAAGAGACCUUGUCAAGUGGGAUGAUUGGGAAGGUGAGCUGGCUGCAAUAAAGGAGAUGGAAGAAUCGAUACGCCAAGAUGCAGCUCAAUUCAGCACGCAUGAAAUCCGUAACCAACUCCAAACUAUUGCGGAGAAAGCCGAGUCACAGGACAUCAGCCUGCACAACAUUGUGGUGAGUCUCCAGGAACAAACGGCGCACUCUCUGGCGUAUACGAAGAGUGUCGCGGACAACAAGUGUCUUCAAGACCUGUUCCAGACGAACCCCAGCCACGAUAAAGAACGGCUCGAAAAUGCAAAAGGGGGAUUAUUGGAUGGUUCUUUUCGGUGGAUACUUAACAACGCGGAUUAUCGGCGUUGGCGCAAUGACCGUGAAGGGCGGUUACUCUGGGUCGAAGGGUCUGGAGCCUACAUCGACGCCAGGCCACCUAUCUUUUCACCCGGUCAAGGCAAAACCAUGCUCAUGUGCGGCAUCAUUGACGCACUCGAACAAACCCUGGCGGCGGGUGAUCUCAUAUCUUACUUCUUCUGCCAGACAUCCGAACCGCGCAACAACAACGCAACGGCAGUCUUACGGGGUCUCAUCCAUCAUCUGAUUGGUCAACAGCCCUCACUUGUACGCUAUGUACGACUUGAGUAUGAUCGCGUGGGCGACAAGUUAUUUAACGACGCAAACACAUGGACGGCUUUAUCCAAGAUCAUUAUCAGUAUGCUGGGUGACUCAUAUAUACGGCAAGCGAACAUCUACCUCAUCAUAGACGCUUUGGACGAAUGCAUCGACUCGGACGAUCGUAGAAGACUCUUGGAACUGAUUGUACAGAUUUCAAGGAAGCUACCACACACCAAGUGCAUAAUCUCCUCACGCGGCUGGAACGAUAUUCGCGAUGUACUUACUGAGCAUCCUCAAAUGCUCCAUCUUCAACUCGACCCCAAAUCCGAAGCUAUACUUGAUGCGGUCGAUACCUACAUCGAACACAAAGUCAAAGCGUUGACUGAUAAGAAGAGAUUGGGUCCAUCGGAUGCCGAAGCGAUCCGUGACUACCUGAAGAAGAAUGCAGGAGGGACCUUCUUGUGGGUAGCGUUAGUCUGCAAGAGGUUGGGGUUCUCGAAACGCGUGUUCUACGAAAAGGACAUGCAAGCCUUCCCUCCCGGGCUCGAGCAACUGUAUGGAAGAAUGCUCCAGCAACUUCAGAGCUUAGAUGAGCCGGAAUCGAAGCUUUACAAAUUCGUGCUCGGGGUCGUGCUGACAUCACCAAGACCUCUUGAGACGUACGAAUUGGCCUAUCUGGUGAAGGAGCUAGACGAUGUUGGAGAUAAAGUAGAAACGAUGCGAGACAUCGUUCGAGAAUGUGGGUCAUUUCUCUCAGAGCAGAAUGACGAAGUCCUCUUUGUCCACCAAUCCGCCAAAGACUACCUGCUGGACCAUGGCAAAAGUGCUAUCGAUUGA